AUGACCUUCACCCCAUCCACCUCAGUGCUCACUCGUGUCGAUGGCUCUGCUCAACUUGUCUUGGGUCCCAUCAAGGUAGUUAGUUCCGUCACAGGACCCAUCGAAGGAAAGGCUAGACAAGAACUUCCCACAUUGGCAUCGCUUGAAAUAAUUGUUAGACCAGCUACCGGUGUCGCGCUGACCAGAGAAAAGUUGUUGGAAGACAAGCUUCGCUCGUUGCUUCAAUCCGUCAUCAUCAGACACAAGUAUCCUAGACAACUUAUUCAAAUUGUAGUGCAAUUUUUGACCUCAGAUAGCGAUUUUUCAUCAGAUGUUCAUUCAAAAGAUUUAACUUCAAGUGAACUUAACGCCGCAAUUAACUGUUGCUAUUUUGCAUUAAUCGACGCUAAUGUCGCCCUUCACAACUCCUUUGCAUCUGUUUCCUUAUGUCUUGCCCCAGGAUCUUCAGAUUUCAUUGUGAAUCCAACCAUAGAUCAACUUUUGCAUAGUAAGUCUCAUCACGUUAUAUCUUACGACAUAAAAGACCAACAGGCAGACAGAUUGCUUCUUGUAGAAUCACAGGGUUCCUUCUCGGAACAACAGCUCUACUUGGCCAUAGAUGAGGCCAGUCGUGAAUGUGAAAAGGUUCAUAAAUCUUAUCAAAGACCUGCCAUUGUUGACAAGAUUACCAAGGACUUUGUUUGGAAAUAA
[Candida] anglica is the source of this 690-nucleotide messenger RNA. NCBI's taxonomy places the organism in Eukaryota, Fungi, Ascomycota, Pichiomycetes, Serinales, Debaryomycetaceae. The record is from the annotation of a GenBank genome assembly.